CUCUUUGGUUGUUUACUGGUCAGCUGAUAACGUCGAGUCUGUCUGAGUUUACCAACGCCAACUAGUCAACAAAGAGUGGACGGUACUGCAGAGUUUUAGACAAACCAGGACAAUAAACUAACCAAAAAAAAGGAAGUUGGCUAACGAAGCUGUGUCAGCGCAGUUGACCUGACUGCUCUUUGUGCCAGAGUUCAAAGGUCAUCCAGCAGGUAGGAAGCCCAGCUCUGACUGCCCCUCUGGGAUGAUGGCAAACCCGCUGAGGGCUGAAGUGGUUCGACUCUACAAGAACCUCCUCUACCUUGGCCGUGAGUAUCCUAAAGGUGGCGACUACUUCAGAGAUCGGCUGAGAGCAGCGUUUGCCAAGAACAAGUCAGUCGAGGACCCAGAGAAAAUCAAGGAGAUGAUUGCCAGAGGGGAGUAUGUGGCCAGAGAGCUGGAAGCGCUGUACUACCUGAGGAAAUACAGAGCCAUGAAGAAACGCUACUACGAGGACUGACAGGAGUGGACUAAUCAUCCUUCAGAGACUCUGACAGCGAGUGUGUCAAACCAGCUGUAUGCAAACGUCAGAACAGUUCAGAGGUUAAUUAUUCCUUAACUACAGUCAAUAACCACCUGCAAUGCCUUAAAAAGAAGAAACCAACAAAAUGUAGGACAAAAAUUGUAUUUCAGUCAAAUAAAAUGCCAGACAGGAAUGCCCAUCAUCUCCUAAGACGCAAACAAAAACAGCAGCAACAUCUUCCAGGUUUUAUUGUUGAUGAAAAUCAAUUAAAUAAAAGUAAUAAACUGU
Sphaeramia orbicularis (orbiculate cardinalfish) is the source of this 787-nucleotide messenger RNA. RefSeq names its product LYR motif containing 5b (gene lyrm5b). Bases 242 to 496 code for a protein of 84 amino acids. Gene Ontology annotation, cellular component: mitochondrion. The record is from RefSeq and is a predicted model, not a curated record. Gene Ontology annotation, biological process: respiratory electron transport chain. Lineage: Eukaryota; Metazoa; Chordata; Actinopteri; Kurtiformes; Apogonidae. The transcript is spliced from 3 exons.